UAGCAGCAGCUUGAUUCAGUCCAUUGGACGAGCUUGUGGAAAAGAGAGGGUUUUUACAGAGUAACGUCGUUUGAUUUCGACUCUUACUUUACACCAGAAGAGGUUCUAGGUAUUGUUAAUAUCAUGCGUUUGAUUUAACCGCGGUCAGAAAGCUAACGGAACAUUUAGCUAACUAAGCUAACCAGCGGUUAUUUCACGGUGUGUCUGUCAAAUCAGUCCUUCCCCCUGAGCACACCGCGUUUCGAGCUGCGGUUCAAACAUCACGGAGAGGGGGGCGGGCAGGAAACAUGACCAGUUUUGCCAGUAAAAUGUUUUGCAGGGUCGAGAGACUGUGUCACCACCUCCCCGUGGCCCUCAACACUUUCCUGGUCUUCUCCAUCACCGGGGAGGUGAGCUACCUGGUUCUGGUCGAGGCUCCGCUGGAGGCGGACCAGAAGAAGACGGAGUGGUCCGCCUGGUGGAAGAUGGUCCACCUGCUGGCCCAGUACUUCAUGUUGGGGAACAUCUGCUGGAACGCCCUGCUCUUCCUCAAAACCAGCCCCAGCAUCAAGGGGGUGUUCCUGGGAGGAGAGGGCAUGGGCCAAGGAUGGAGGUACUGUUAUACAUGCGAGACACACACUCCUCCUCGCUGUUCCCACUGCUAUGACUGCAAAGUGUGUGUGCUGCGGCGGGAUCACCACUGUGUCUUUUUUGGCCAGUGUGUGGGCUUCCGUAACUACCGCUUCUUCCUGAGCUGCUUGUUGUUUAUGUGGUCUGGGCUCCUGUACGCCACGCUGAUGAACGCAGAGGUCUUCAUUGUCAUAUUGAAGGAGGGGGUCACUGUGCACAGCGUCCUGCUGCUGCUCAUACCCUGGAUCAUGCUUGUUUCAGGCCAGGUCUCAGCGCGUGCCUUUGCCUUUGCCUUCAUCGCUGACACAUGUGUGGUGGGCUUCCUUCUGGUGUCUGCCUUCUUCUUUUUCCAUCUCUUCCUGCUGUUUCGGGGACAGACCACCAGGGAGUGGUACUCAUCCCGCCGACCCUACAGCCUGGGACUCCUGGGCAACUUGCGUCACACCCUGGGCCUUCGCUGGUACCUUUGCUGGCUCUGCCCGCUCAUCCCAUCUCCUCUUCCUGGAGAUGGGAUAAACUUCCAGGUCACAGGAUCAUUGGAACCCACUCAGUAAUGACUAAAAAGUCUGAACAUUAACAGGCUAUGUGUCUUUACUCUAGUGGUGAUGGUUAAUGUUAUUGGGGAGCAGCAGCAGGGAAGAUCACCUCAGUUAAAGUAGCUUGGGAUGGGGAGAUGCUAGCAUAGUGUGUGGUUGUUAAAGAUGUUACUGGGUAUAACUGUCUACCAGUGUCUUCUCAGUCUCCUUUUCCUAUGCUGAGACAAAGAAAUUAUGGGUAGAAACUGUGGAAGGUAGACUGACCUUGACCUAAAGGUGAUCUGUACACUCAUUGAGGCUGGCUUCAGAAUAUUAACACAGAAGUUAGCAGUGUUCCUUUGGAAUACCAAGCACUGAAAAUGUAUGUAAACAACACUGAAACAAGAAUGUAUUUUAUUGAUUCUGAAAAAUUUACAGUUUUAAAUCCACAUCACACAGGCACUUGCAGUUACCAGCUCUUGGGUAGUCGUCCUCCUGGAAUAAAUUACUUCUUAAUUGCACUUUUCUCACACGGUUAAGUUGCCAAAAUCUGAAGGUUGAGCAAAUUUGGCAUGCACUGUUCCUGAAUAGACCAUAGGAUUACAAAAUACACCACCAUUAGCCUGUUGUCAGCUGUCAUACAUUAGCUACUAUGAUCACAAUGUGCGUGUGCUCUCCACUCCUGAACUGAGCUUAUUACACUGAACUUCUUGCUGGAUAUAAUUGCACCACAUUUUGACAAUGAGGGCAAUGACGGGGGGUUUACAAUGAUGUCUCAACAUAUAGAGGACAACAUAUGUGUAAGAAAACAAUCAGCAGAAAUUGUACAUGGUGUGAAACCUAGCAUUGCAGUUUACAGACUAACGUAAAGUCAUUUAGUGAAUGCAGUAUUUAAAAUCUACCUACGAACAUCACAACAGUCUUUCUCCAUGUUUCACAUCACAUUGUUCAUGUUUCAGUGAAUCAGGGACAACAACAAACCAAACCUACAGUGUAACAACAUGACAUACACUGACUCAAAUGACUGUUCUGUCCCAGUUUCCUACUAUGUCCUAAUUGUUUUUGCAGUCGUCAUCCAAGAUAUCAACAUACUUUACCGAUGAUACAAACACUUGCGCUGUCAGUCAUCGGUCAGACUGUGACUUCAGAAAGCCACUGGCAUUUAAACUUAACGAAGACAAAGCAACAUGUUUUUUCAAAAAUUUUAUAGACUUUUUUUUAUUUUCUGAUGUGUUCCUGGAGCUGUUUCACCUGAUCUGAACGUAGUUUAUUUUGUUACAUCUCUGGUUUGAACACACCACAAACUCAAAACCUGCCUUGAUUCAGUAAGUAGUAUGGAUUGGAGACACAUUUUACAGCACUUCAUGCCAAUUUAACAUACAUUGCCUAAUUAAAACACCCCCCCAGCCCCACUAUCCACCCCUCUUUUGCACCUUUUCUUUAUGUGACUUUAUUAUACUGGCCUUAAAAUGAAAUGGAAAAAUCGCAAGCCUUUGUUUUGACAGGUGCUCUUACUUGUCCUACACUAAAUUUACCUUACAACCAAAAAUAUUCUUUGUCAGUAUUCUUAGUUGUUUUGCUAAAUAUAUAUGUCUGCUUAAUCUCUGUUUUUUAGUGCUAUUUCAAAUGGGUCGCACCAUUUGAUGUUUUGCCAUUUUAAGGUGAUUAAAUCAAUGGUGUCAAAGGACGUUAGUCAAUAUUGAGAAAAUGUUUAGUUGUAUUAUUUGUGUUAUUGCGUUAUUUUGUACUCUGGAAAUUGAUGUGGUGUAAGAUGUGUUGUAGUGAUUAAAUUUGUGA
Toxotes jaculatrix (banded archerfish) is the source of this 2921-nucleotide messenger RNA. It is a transcript of the gene zdhhc24, whose product is annotated as zinc finger DHHC-type containing 24. Lineage: Eukaryota; Metazoa; Chordata; Actinopteri; Toxotidae. Gene Ontology annotation, cellular component: Golgi apparatus; endoplasmic reticulum. The transcript has 3 exons. The record is from RefSeq and is a predicted model, not a curated record. Gene Ontology annotation, biological process: peptidyl-L-cysteine S-palmitoylation; protein targeting to membrane. The coding region runs from base 288 to 1163 and encodes 291 amino acids. Gene Ontology annotation, molecular function: protein-cysteine S-palmitoyltransferase activity.